AAGGGCAUUACAGGAUCCUUUCCUAGCAUUUUUACCUCCAAGCGUCUAGACUGAUCUUCCCAGAACAGCUCCCAACAGGCUUUAAACAAUGUGCAGAGAGCAGAUGACAGACUGGUAUUAGCCCCUCAUGUAUAGGUGUCCCGUUUCAGAGUUGUGAUUUCAUGUGCAGUAAAGCUACAACACUAAUGACUGUGCUGCUACCAAGAAAAUAAUGUGCCACUGUUGAAGAUGGGAGGUAGUGGCUCCAAAUCCAAAGGAUAUUGGCCUUUUAGUGGCUCAGGUAGUGGUGAGGAUCCAGCCAAAGACGGAAAUGAGCAGUCGUUGACAAGACUUCGAAGUUUCAGAAAUUCAACACCUUUUGUGUUUACUAGACGAAGCUCAUUGUACUUCGAUGAGGAUGGCGACUUGGCCCACGAGUUCUAUGAAGAGACAAUUGUGACCAAGAAUGGACGUAAAAGAGCCAAGCUGAAAAGGAUUCAGAAAAACUUAAUACCUCAGGGAAUUAUAAAGCUGGAUCACCCCUGCAUCCAUGUAGAUUUUCCCGUUGUCAUCUGUGAAGUUUGAUGACAUCCGAGGAGAAUCCUGAAACUAGCUACCGUGUCAACUCCGUCCAGUGGUUUCCUCUAGAGGUGGAAGCCACAAUCCUCCUACAAAACACUAUGAUCUCCUCUUGAAACUUCUGAUGCGCUUAUGUGGACAGAGCGAUUCACCGUUUGUCGAGCCUCUGCUUGUGAGCUGUGUUCAGGACUGUGCUUGUGAGGUCACUACUGGGGAACGACGAUCCAUGAAAAACACAGAACACUAGAAAGGUGUAAAAAAAAUGUCUGACUUGGCGAUACAUAGUUGGUUUACAGCGCACGUUCUGCGUGCCUAGGAUAUGGUAUGAGUCGGGGCAAAGUCGUGAUUGGAUUACUGCUUCGUUUUCUGGUAUGGUUUAACGUUCACAGAUAAAAGGAGAAUGUAAAGAAGUUCCUUUGCAACCAUGGGCAGUAAAUUGAUUUGUGGUCCUUAAAUUGGGGUUGUAAAGGCUGGAUUUGCAUUCAUACUGAGCAGUAAGAGGAAAAGUAAUAGCUGAUGAUUUUUGUUUUUUUUUGUUUUUGUUUUUUUUAGUUCUUCACAACUAAUGACUGGGAAUCGAUAUUUUAUUCAUCCCCGAGGGGAAAUUGGGUAUUCCUGGAUCAUCCGCAGUGUAUCCCGAGUUUAUCAGAAUAGAAAGGUUUAAACGCACAUUGUAUGUGUACAAUACCCUCAUGGCUUGCUUCAAUAUCAGUCAUGCAUGAAACUGGAUUUGUUCAUCAAAAAAAUGUCCCCAUGGAGUUGACAAUCUUUGGCCAAUAAGAUCUUAAGUGGUUUAAUGUGAUAAUUGUUGCGUCAGAUAGGCUGGCUUGAGCUACAAUGGUGUGACCAGACCUCCGCGCUACACGUAUAUAAUAGUAAUGGGUCAAAUAAGAAAUCCUGAAUUUCGUUGCUGUUUUGACACACUGUUUCACUUUUAAUUUAUUAUACAUGUUAAAACUCUUAUUAUUUUUAAGUACAGUUUGAGA
This is a messenger RNA of Lampris incognitus (smalleye Pacific opah), 1544 nucleotides long. It is a transcript of the gene tusc2b, whose product is annotated as tumor suppressor 2, mitochondrial calcium regulator b. Gene Ontology annotation, cellular component: mitochondrion. NCBI's taxonomy places the organism in Eukaryota, Metazoa, Chordata, Actinopteri, Lampriformes, Lampridae. Bases 229 to 564 code for a protein of 111 amino acids. The record is from RefSeq and is a predicted model, not a curated record. Gene Ontology annotation, biological process: inflammatory response; regulation of mitochondrial membrane potential. The transcript is spliced from 4 exons.